AACGCGGUGCCGGAGGGAUGUCCGCUUUCUCCGAGGCGGCGCUGGAGAAGAAGCUGUCGGAGUUGAGCAACUCGCAGCAGAGCGUGCAGACCUUGUCCCUGUGGCUCAUCCACCAUCGCAAGCACUCGCGACCCAUCGUCACCGUGUGGGAGCGGGAGCUGCGGAAAGCCAAACCGAACAGGAAGCUUACUUUUCUCUACCUAGCUAAUGAUGUCAUUCAAAACAGCAAAAGGAAGGGGCCAGAGUUUACAAAAGAUUUUGCACCCGUUAUAGUGGAGGCUUUUAAGCAUGUUUCAAGUGAAACUGAUGAAAGUUGUAAGAAGCACCUUGGAAGAGUGCUGUCUAUUUGGGAAGAAAGGUCUGUGUAUGAAAAUGAUGUAUUAGAACAACUUAAGCAAGCUCUGUAUGGUGACAAGAAGCCUAGGAAGCGAACGUAUGAGCAGAUAAAGGUGGAUGAGAAUGAAAACUGUUCCUCUCUAGGAUCUCCAAGUGAACCACCACAGACUCUAGAUCUCGUUAGAGCAUUGCAAGAUCUAGAAAAUGCAGCUUCUGGUGACGCAGCGGUUCAUCAAAGGAUAGCUUCUUUGCCUGUUGAAGUUCAAGAAGUGUCCCUUCUAGAUAAAAUAACAGAUAAAGAGUCUGGAGAAAGACUUUCUAAAAUGGUAGAGGAUGCUUGUAUGUUGCUGGCAGACUACAACGGCAGGUUGGCGGCUGAAAUAGAUGAUAGGAAGCAGCUCACUCGAAUGUUAGCAGAUUUCCUUCGUUGUCAAAAGGAAGCCCUUGCAGAGAAAGAGCAUAAAUUGGAAGAAUACAAGCGCAAGUUAGCCAGAGUUUCCUUGGUGCGCAAAGAACUCAGGUCCCGGAUCCAGAGCCUGCCGGACUUAUCUCGAUUGCCCAAUGUCACUGGCAGCCACAUGCACCUGCCCUUUGCGGGGGAUAUCUACAGUGAAGAUUGAUGACCAGUCUCUUUCCAGGGCCCAGGACUUUGCAAGAGAUGGAGACAGGUUAGGUGGAUAGUGCUGUAGUGUUAUUUUUGUAUAUUGUUGAGAGAGUGACAUUAACAAAAAGA
This is a messenger RNA of Budorcas taxicolor (takin), 1069 nucleotides long. It is a transcript of the gene RPRD1A, whose product is annotated as regulation of nuclear pre-mRNA domain containing 1A. The record is from RefSeq and is a predicted model, not a curated record. Gene Ontology annotation, cellular component: RNA polymerase II, holoenzyme. Lineage: Eukaryota; Metazoa; Chordata; Mammalia; Artiodactyla; Bovidae. Gene Ontology annotation, biological process: mRNA 3'-end processing. The transcript is spliced from 7 exons. Gene Ontology annotation, molecular function: RNA polymerase II C-terminal domain binding. Bases 18 to 956 code for a protein of 312 amino acids.